AGACGCUGUCUGACUCCCCCUCUGUCUGUUUAACUCCUGUGAAUUCUCGCUCCUUUGCUAUGGUCCUCUAUUUCCAGGGCUAUAAUUUAAGCACCACGGACAGCUCCAGCUUCAGCAGCGACGCGACCCUGCCCAACUCCACGACGCCCCACAGCCGCGAUGGGCUGAGCAGGAGCGGACACACGGCGGUGGCGGUUUGCCUCGGCUUUAUUUUAGUGGCUGGGAUCCUCAAUAACUCUCUGACUCUUCUGGUCUUCGCAAAGUUCCGCUCUCUAAGGACCCCCAUCAACCUCAUCCUGCUGAACAUUAGUCUAAGCGACGUUCUGGUGUGCGUCUUUGGGACGCCGUUCAGCUUCGCAGCGAGUCUGCGCGGUAGGUGGCUGAUUGGAGAGUUCGGCUGUAAAUGGUACGGCUUCGCCAAUUCCCUUUUUGGUAUUGUGUCCCUGGUUUCAUUGUCAGUUCUCUCCUUCGAGCGCCACAAUGCUGUGCUGCAAUCCUCCAAGGUAGACAUCUCAGACUUCAGGAAGGCCUGGCUCUUCAUUGGAGGCAUCUGGGUCUACUCGCUCCUCUGGACACUGCCACCCUUCCUGGGUUGGAGCAGCUAUGGUCCAGAAGGUCCUGGAACCACUUGUUCCAUCCAGUGGCACCUUCGCUCACCCACCAGUGUAUCCUACGUGCUGUGUCUUUUCAUCUUCUGUUUGCUGCUACCCCUGAUUCUCAUGAUCUACUCUUAUGGGAGAAUCCUACUAGCUUUGAGGAGGGUCGGUAAGGUUAAUCUACUGGCGGCUCAGCGUAGAGAGCAACACAUUCUGCUCAUGGUGUUGUCCAUGGUGUCCUGCUACAUGCUGUGCUGGAUGCCCUAUGGCAUCACAGCGCUGAUGGCCACCUUUGGUAGGACUGGGCUCAUCACUCCCCUGGCCAGUGUGGUGCCCUCCAUCCUUGCCAAGUUUAGCACGGUGGUCAAUCCGAUUAUCUAUGUAUUCUUCAAUAACCAGUUUUACAGGUGCUUCGUGGCCUUUGUAAAGUGCAGCGGGGAACCACACUCUGUUCAAGGAGCGGAAAAGCCAGCUCCAAGAAUUCAGAAGUCAGAUGCCUUUGAUGGUCGGAAACAAACCUCCUCCAGCCCAACACAGCCUCAGUUCCUCUGCAGCACCAGAAAAACUACUCCCUGCAGCCACCGCAGUGACAAAAACAUCCUGUUUGUCCAUUACACACCAUGAAACAUUCAUUCUUACAUUUUCAAUUGCCUGGUUUCCAUUUGUUAAAGUCUUUAUUAUUAUUAAUUCCUAUAUUAUCCUUUAAUCAUUCUGUAGAAGAAAACAGCUAUUUGCCAAGAAGUUUUCUAAAACUAAAGACUUCUCCAGAAUUAUUACAAACAUUCAGGUGCAAUAUUGCCGCAUAAGAAGGUUGCACAAGAAACCAAAGGGAUCAUAUGUAUUUGCAGCCUCUCUUCCUGUUACAUUUGAGUUUCUCCGUUAAAUUGUAUUUGUCACACUGCAGGUGUGUGUGAACACAUUGUUACA
Molecule: messenger RNA, 1523 nt
Organism: Cyprinodon tularosa
Lineage: Eukaryota; Metazoa; Chordata; Actinopteri; Cyprinodontiformes; Cyprinodontidae
Gene: tmtops3a
Product: teleost multiple tissue opsin 3a
Exons: 4
Coding region: 60-1220 (386 amino acids)
Biological process (GO): visual perception; G protein-coupled receptor signaling pathway
Cellular component (GO): photoreceptor outer segment; membrane
Molecular function (GO): G protein-coupled receptor activity
Source: RefSeq, a predicted model, not a curated record